Molecule: messenger RNA, 996 nt
Organism: Glarea lozoyensis ATCC 20868
Lineage: Eukaryota; Fungi; Ascomycota; Leotiomycetes; Helotiales; Helotiaceae
Product: Mitochondrial carrier
Exons: 5
Coding region: 1-996 (331 amino acids)
Biological process (GO): mitochondrial ADP transmembrane transport; mitochondrial ATP transmembrane transport
Cellular component (GO): mitochondrial inner membrane
Molecular function (GO): ATP:ADP antiporter activity
Source: RefSeq, a predicted model, not a curated record
AUGAGCAACACUCCACCAAAGAAGGAGUCCGUUAUGGGCGUUCCUCCUUUCGUUAUUGAUUUCUUGAGUACGUUUACCACUGCCGCUGCCACUGAGAGGGUCAUCACGGUCGACUGGGCUCUGGGUGGUGUCUCUGCCGCAGUCUCGAAGACCGCAGCUGCUCCUAUCGAGCGUGUCAAGCUUUUGAUCCAGAAUCAGGAUGAGAUGUUGAAGUCUGGUCGUCUCGACCGUAAAUUCAACGGUAUCGGCGAUUGUUUCUCAAGAACCAUCAAGAACGAGGGUUUCGCCUCCUUAUGGAGAGGAAACACUGCCAACGUUAUCCGUUAUUUCCCAACACAAGCGUUGAACUUUGCUUUCCGUGAUACCUACAAGUCCAUGUUCGCUUUCAAAAAGGAGCGUGAUGGAUACGCCAAGUGGAUGGCUGGUAACUUGGCCUCCGGUGGUGCUGCUGGUGCCACUUCCCUCCUCUUCGUCUACUCCCUCGAUUACGCCCGUACCCGUCUUGCCAACGACGCAAAGGGAGCCAAGACUGGUGGUGACCGUCAAUUCAACGGUUUGGUAGAUGUCUACAAGAAGACCCUCGCUUCUGAUGGUAUCGCCGGUCUCUACCGUGGUUUCGGUCCUUCCGUUCUCGGUAUCGUCGUUUACCGUGGUCUUUACUUCGGAAUGUACGAUUCCAUCAAGCCAGUUCUCCUCACCGGUUCCCUCGAGGGUAACUUCCUUGCUUCUUUCGCUCUCGGAUGGACUGUCACUACUGGUGCUGGUAUCGCUUCUUACCCAUUGGACACUGUCCGUCGUCGUAUGAUGAUGACAUCUGGUGAGGCCGUCAAGUACAAGUCUUCCAUGGAUGCUGCCCGUCAAAUCGUUGCCAAGGAGGGUGUUAAGUCUCUCUUCAAGGGUGCUGGUGCCAACAUUCUCCGUGGUGUCGCCGGUGCUGGUGUGUUGUCCAUCUACGAUCAACUCCAGGUCUUGAUGUUCGGAAAGGCCUUCAAGUAA